Messenger RNA from Anneissia japonica, 4468 nucleotides. Its product is annotated as tyrosine-protein kinase SRK2-like. Gene Ontology annotation, biological process: innate immune response; cell surface receptor protein tyrosine kinase signaling pathway; cell differentiation. Gene Ontology annotation, cellular component: extrinsic component of cytoplasmic side of plasma membrane. The record is from RefSeq and is a predicted model, not a curated record. Gene Ontology annotation, molecular function: signaling receptor binding; ATP binding; non-membrane spanning protein tyrosine kinase activity. Lineage: Eukaryota; Metazoa; Echinodermata; Crinoidea; Comatulida; Comatulidae.
GUGAAAUUGUCAUUGUAUUGGAGUAGUGAAGCGGUGAUAUUUAUUGAGGCGAAGAUCACAAAAGAAAUUUGCAUGAUUUUGUACGAAACCGUUCCGUUUUCUUCCGUGUAUGCGAUAUAAUCAAUGGCGAAUGUUUUCGUUGACGUUCAGUAGCAGGGGAGCAGUCUCUAAUGACCAGUGUUUCAUUCUAGGUUUGCUGAAUGCUGCAAAUAAACAAUGGGUUGUAUCCACAGCAGUGACAGUAGCCCCAGUACCAAGUACACCCCCAACUAAUGAUCAGAAGCUAUACAUUGCUCUGUAUAAUUAUGAAGCAAGAACAGACGGGGAUCUAACUUUUCAGAAGGGGGACACCCUUCAUGUGUUGGAUGACAGCAAAGGGGAUUGGUGGUUGGCAAGGUCUAUUAAAACGCAACAGGAAGGCUUUGUUCCAAACAACUAUAUUGCAGCACUAAAAAGUUUAGAGUCAGAAGAAUGGUUCUUUGGCCGGAUCAGUCGUGGAGACGCUACCAACAGGUUGAUGCAAGCAAGACUUCCUAAAGGAUCUUUCCUGGUCAGAGAGAGUGAAACAAGUUUAGGAAAUCAUGCUCUGUCUAUACGAGACAUCGAUGAAAAUGGGCCCAACAUCAGGCAUUACAAAAUAAGACGGCAGAAGCAGACAGCUUACUAUUACAUCGCAAGAACUAAAGAGUUCCGUACGAUUCAGGAGCUAAUCCUUCACUACCGAGGCCAAGCAGAGGGCCUUUGUUGUAAGUUGACAUCACCGUGCACACGUGAGACAUCAAUUAUCCCAUCGUUCAGGGAUGCAUGGGAAAUUUCGCGGCACGAGCUGUCCUUCGAACAGAAGCUCGGUGCUGGGCAAUUUGGUGAAGUAUGGAAAGGAUUUUGGAAGGGGACUACCCCCUGUGCCAUCAAGACACUGAGGGCGGGGACCAUGUCCCCGGAGGCAUUCCUUGCUGAGGCCAACAUCAUGAAGGAGAUGAGACAUGAGAAGUUAGUGCGGUUAUAUGCUGUAUGCUCAGAUACUGAACCUAUAUACAUUGUAACCGAGUUGAUGAGCCAUGGUAGUUUACUAGAUUACUUGCGAGGAGAUUUAUCGUUGCACCUUAAACUCCGACAUCUGGUAGACAUGGGGGCUCAGAUUGCGUCUGGAAUGUACUUCUUGGAACAGAAGAAUUUUAUCCACCGAGAUUUGGCAGCGAGGAAUGUGCUAGUGGCUGAUAACAACUUGGUGAAAAUUGCAGACUUUGGUCUUGCUAAGAUCAUUAAAGAGGAUGAAUAUGUUGCUAGGAAGGGUUCAAAGUUUCCUGUCAAGUGGACAGCAAUGGAGGCUGCCCUCUAUGGGACAUUCUCAGUGAAAUCUGAUAUUUGGUCAUUUGGAAUACUCCUAGUAGAACUUGUCACUAAAGGUCAAAUGCCAUAUCCAGGUCUCUCAAAUUCAGAAGUACUGGACCAAUUGCAGCGAGGUUAUCGGAUGCCGAAACCAGUGCACUGCCCUGACUCCCUCUACAGAAUCAUGAUGCAGUGUUGGCUCGAAGAUCCCCGUGAACGACCAACCUUUGAAUUCCUCUACCACUUUCUGGAUGACUACUUUGUGUCGACCGAGCCCGAAUACCGAGAAGCGGAUGAAUGUUGACUUGUCAAAUUGAGAAGGACAAUAAAACGGGAAAUGUGGAAUAGAAAGCAUCAUGUGUUUCAACGGUUGACUAAAUAUUGCUCCAUAACUUCACUAGUAAUAAUGGUUUAACCUUGUGGCAUUUAGAACUUCGAAGAACUUUUUAAGAUAUAGCCUACUAAGGAAUUGGAUGUAUUCUGAAUAGUUCAUAAUGAACCAAUCGCGAUGAUUAGUGUUAUCUGGGUCUUUUCAAGGGUCUGGUUUUGGGUCUAGUCAUGGAUCUGAAACUAGGACAAAGAAAGGAACAUAUUUGGAUUGUAGCAAAAAACAAUUCUAUAUAAACAUCCUGUAGAAUGGAUGAACAAUGAUAGUGGACAAUGAAUAAUUUUGUAACAUGUUUAUUCUGCAAUGUGUCUAUCAGUUAUUGCCGAAAUGGACAUUUUACACAGGAUUGUACAAGGACAACAGAAGGAUCUUACCUUUUGAAAUUUCAGCACUCUUUCCGCAUGGACAUGAGAUGAGAUGCAUUAAAGCUUGAAUCUGAUUGGGCGACAGUUACUGGACACUUAACGACGACUUGAUAUGGACAAAGGAACAGUGAAAGAAUGCACAUUUCAGUUAUCUGAUUAAUUGUAUAUAUUUGCUUAUGUAUUAUGUAAAAAAAAAAAAAUCAUCAUCUGUGUGCAAAACGUCAACUCAUUGGCAUACACAAAUACAUUGUCAUUUGUUUAUAAUUUAAAAAAAUGCUAAUUGAUUAAGAUUAAUUGAAAGCUUAAGCUUUAGUAUAAGUUUGAACCUAAUAUGUAUGACUAUUCUUCAACAUAUCCAAUUCAUGUAUCUGUUAAAUGAAUAUGUUUUGUGUCGGUAGGACCAAACUUCAUAAGAGUACUUAAUAUAUUUAUGGGUGGUUUUCUUUCUCAUGUACAGUUCUUUCUGUUUAUUUGUUUUUUCAUGGCUUUCUGCUGUUAUUUUGCUAAGACACACAUUUACUAGUUGUUUUUGUAAUUUGAUUAUCUAACAACUUUGGUUUUUUUUUAUUGUAAUGCUUGUCUGUCUUUCAAAGAUAUCAAUCUACUCUUCAUGUUUCCCCAGUAUACACAUCAGCAGUUAUGUAGCUAAUGAAUAAUAUAUACUGGUAUUACUGAGAUAAAAUAUUGACCCCUGUAAAACAGGGACCCAUGGUACACAUUAAGAGUAAGAUAUUAACCAGGACAGGAAUCCGUAUUUUACUGUAGAUAUUGAACCCAGUAUAGAAUAUUGACCCUUCCCUAUUACCUGAUUUCCUAUUAAGUAAUGUUAAGAGUUUUAAAAAUUCUAAGGGUUAGGGGUCAAUGUUUUACUGAUGAGAUCAUUAUUGGUCUGGGUCAAUCUUGUACUCUUUACUGACUGUGUGCACCUAUGUAUGUUUAUGUUGUUUUUCUUCUCAUUCACUUAUAGGUCUUUAGUGAAUGUUUUUGGCUUUGUUUAUGUUAAGGUAAAUCUUUAUUUCUGUUUAAUACUUUCUUUUUCCAUUUUGGUUCCCUUGCAAAUUCUAUAUCGAUUCAUUUUUCAUUGCCUUGCUGAAUAAAUUAUUAAAUUAACCUUGUUAUAAUUGUACAUAAUAUAUUCAACCAUAAAGCAGUGUAUUUAAAUAAUGAUGAAUAUGUAAAUGAGAUCAUUUAUAAUUAGAGCUUUUUCUAUCCAACAAAAUCAACGAUACUUAAUUCAAAUAAAUUAUAAUGACCGUAAAAUUUAUAAAUACAGUAGGCCUUUAUUACUGAAAGAGUAGAUAAUUUGAAUUGAACUCAGAUUGGGUGUUAUAGAAUUUACUAUAUAAGUGAUGUAAAUGCAAAUUAUACACUUUUUGUAUGGAAUAGAGAAAUCUAUGUUAGUAAGUAUUUAUGGAAUAUACUUUGUUGAAUCACUGUAAAAUAUCCUACUUGGAUGGAUGCUUAAUAACUAUGAAUAUGUUGAUUAUUUUCGAAGAUUUAUUAGUUGCUAGCUAGCAUGUAAAAAAAUCAUUGCUGAAGAGAAUUAAUGGGGAUACUGCUAAGAGAUAAAGAAUGAUGGGGUGGGCCAGUACCUAGUCAAAAAAAAAUGGCACCGUCUUGAAAGGUGAGAAAUGGACCAAUAUUGGAAGGGGUUGCAUUGUACAGAGACAAAGGAGGGAUGGAAAUUAGCUCUACUAAAGAUGGCAUAUACCUUAGGAGAAAAUCUGAAAAUUUUAAUACUUCAAUAAUAUAUUCUAUGUUUUUACAAAUAUAUAUGAUAUUUUCAAUAUUUAACCUGUAGGAAUCUAAUUUAACCAAACAUGAUAAGGAAACAAGGCCCUCCCAAUCAGAAAGUCAUAGUUAUGAAUCAUAUAUUUGUGAGUUGUACAAGAUAUCAUCACUGUUGUGGUUAUAUUCCUAUGUCCAAGCUGUGUUUACCUUUUUAUUUACAAAUGAGAUUUGCUAUCAAAUGAGUUUGUAAAUAAGAUAUAUUUUAGUUGGUACAAAAGACAUUGAUUAGGCCUACUGAUAAUUUGGAAAAGAAAAUUGCUAUAUAAUCAUGAUUAAAUAAGAGAAAACGAAAUACAAGGACUGUCAAAUUUUCAAACGUGUUUAUACUGUAGUGAUAGUCACUCUUUAUUGUUUUGGGAAAAAAAAUGUCAUCACCUGAAAGGUCUGCUUUUGUGAACCAAACAGCGCCCUCUACAGUUGACUGUUUUUCUUACGCAUUGUAAGUUCAUUUUUGUACUUGGAAAUUAAUUCUAUAAAAGUAUAUUUAAUCAAUGCAGAAAUAUUGAAGGGUUGAAAGACGAAAUGGUGAAUGUUUCAUUAUAAGCCGAUCUCCUAAAUCAAUAACAAGUAAAGAUGAUGGAAUUUAGUAUGAAAA